This is a messenger RNA of Oppiella nova, 8556 nucleotides long. NCBI's taxonomy places the organism in Eukaryota, Metazoa, Arthropoda, Arachnida, Sarcoptiformes, Oppiidae. The record is from the annotation of a GenBank genome assembly.
AUGAGUACGAGUGGCCAACAGAGCCAACAGUCAUCGCAAUCGCAUCCCAACCCCAGUGCCAGUCAUUCUGGCGGUCAGUCAGAGCCCACUCCCACUCAGACAUCGCUGACACAGACGUCGGACGCUCAGGAGACGGCUGAGUGCGGCGACCAGAGCUCGGCUCAGGCCUCCAGUGCCGGCCCACCGACGCACGUGUCCACCAAAUUCACUGUCACUCAGAUCAGCGCCAAGAGUGGCCGCAAGAGCAACAAACCCGUUAAGACUAUGUCCGACAAUAACCUCAACAGUGAUAACAGUGAAGAUGUUUCGCACAUUUCGAGUACUAGUCAUCACAAGAGCAAUGAGUCGCUCAACACAUCGGAGGACAUGAUUGAGAUGAGCACCGAUUGCGACGACAAUGACGUGAAGCAGGAGUUGGCCGACGACGAGGAGCCGGACUUCCCGGUCGACGAACUCAACAAAUUGGAUGAUAUGAUCAAUAAGCCCCGUUGGGUCAUACCUGUGCUCCCGAAGGGCGAACUCGAGGUGCUCUUAGACACCACUAUUAGGCUCUGCAAACACGGCUAUGACGUGCGCUCGGAGCCCUGCCAGAGGUUUAUCAGAGAGGGUCUCACCGUUUCGUUCACCAAAAUACUGACCGAUGAGGCCGUCAACGGCUGGAAGUUUGAGAUUCACCGAUGUAUUCUAAGCAACUGCGAGCGACUCAUUGAGUUGGUUGUACUUAAGCUGAAUCAGGACUGGUUUCCCCUCUUAGAUCUGCUCUCAAUGGUCUUCUGUCCAUCCAAUAAAUUUCACUCGUUUACGAGCACUCGAACCGAAAUGACUGCGCGAUCGCCGGAUGAGGAAGUAUUCGCCAAAAGUCCUGACCCGCGGACGCCUCGGGGAUGGCUCGUAGACCUGAUUAAUAAAUUUGGGAAAUUAGGCGGUUUUAGGAUACUAUUGGAGCGUUUCGAGAGUCGGCCCACACUUACAGUUCCUCUAAUCGCGGCACUAUUAAAACCGUUCGGCUUUUGUUACGAGUUAUUGACGCCUCAAACGAUUGAGAAAUAUUUUUUACCGAUUGUUAAACUCGUGCCUCAAUUCUUGGAGAACCUGACCGACGAUGAGCUCAAGAAAGAAGCCAAGAAUGAGACGAAAAACGACGCGCUCUCAGGAAUAGUGAAGGCUUUGAAGUGUUUGGCUUCUCGUAUACCCAAUGAAGAGGAGAUGAUUAAGGAAUUAGAGAUUUUUAGACUAAAGACUAUUUUAAGAUUACUCCAAAUCUCGUCAUUCAAUGGCAAAAUGAAUGCUCUGAACGAAGUGAAUAAAGUAAUUACUAACGUUUCCUAUUACUCGCACCGACACCAGAGCCCCGGCUGCAUGACUGGUGUCGAUGAGGAGGAGUGGCUGACCGCCGAAAAGAUGGCCGAAUGGCUCAAAGAGAACAAAGUGUUGCAAAUAGUGUUAAGGGAUUCACUACAUCAGCCUCAAUACGUCGAGAAAUUAGAGAAAAUUAUACGUUUUGUCAUCAAAGAGAAGGCCUUAACUCUCGAAGAUUUGGAUGACAUCUGGUCGGCACAGAGUGGCAAACACGAGGCUAUUGUCAAGAAUGUGCACGACUUGUUGGCUAAGCUGGCCUGGGAUUUCGCACCCGAACAGUUGGACCACUUGUUUGAGUGCUUUCAGUCGAGUUGGACUAAAGCCACUAAAAAACAGAGGGAAAAGCUGUUGGAACUGAUCCGACGACUCGCUGAAGACGAUAAGGACGGACUCAUGGCUAACAAAGUGCUGAACUUAUUGUGGAAUUUGGCGCAUUCGGACGACGUUCCCAACGAUAUUAUGGAUCAGGCACUGGGAGCCCACGUGAAGAUAUUGGACUACAGUUGCUCUCAGGACCGGGACUCGCAAAAGACCGAAUGGCUCGACAAGUGUGUCGAGGAACUCAAUAAACCGAACGGAGGCUUUUGGGUGCUGCCGGCGCUCAAACAGAUUCGUGAAGUGUGUUCGCUGUAUAACGAAGCGCCGCCUAACUUUGUAGUCUCAGGUCCAACCAUUUCAGCCAACAGUUCACAUCACCAAAGGGUCACACAUUUGAUAUAUAGACACGAAAUUAUAUCUCGACUCCAGAACCAGCACUCACUGGUGAUACUCGUGUCGGAAAACUUGUCGUCGUAUAUGAAUAGAGUGCGGACUCUGUAUAAAGAGAACAAACACUUGGAUCCCAAUCACGUCUAUCCCGGCAGUCGGUUCUCUCACGUCCAAGAAGUUCAGGAAAGACUCAACUUUUUACGGUUUCUCCUAAAAGACGGACAGUUGUGGCUGUGCUCACCUCAAGCCAAACAGAUCUGGAAGUGUUUGGCAGAGAAUGCCGUUUAUCCCGAGGACAGAGAGGCCUGCUUUCGGUGGUUCUCGCAACUGAUGAGUGAUGAACCGGAUUUAGAUCCCGAUAUAAACCGAAACUUUUUUGAGAACAAUAUCCUGCAAUUGGAUCCGUCUUUAGUCACUGAAACUGGAAUCGAGUGUUUCGACCGAUUCUUCAAAGCCGUGAACGUAAAGGAGGGGAAACUGAUCGCAAAGAGACGCUGCUAUCAAAUGGAAGACAACGAACUCAUAGGAAUCGACUAUUUAUGGAGAGUUAUCUUGUGCUGCAGUGAAGACGUGGCCCGAAAGGCCAUAGAACUGCUCAAAGAGACCUACACUAACCUCGGACCCAAACUCAUGUCAUCUCAGGUCGAACUCCACGAAGACUUUAUCACCACUUGUUUCGAUAGAUUACGUGCGAGUUAUGACACGAUUUCCAUUCUCGAGAAAGACUCGUCUUCUGAGACACGGGUGAGACAAGAGAUGAUUAAAAUGACGCGAGUUUUGGACGCUCUCUACGAGUAUGUGAAUCAAUGCGACAACGAUUUCGGCGAAGAGCGCACUAUUCUGCCAAUGAGUCGAUCUUUUAGAGGCAAACAUCUCAUGUUAACCAUUCGUUUCCCAAAUCAUGGCCGACAUGUGGACGACAUCGAGAUCUGGACCCAUACUAACGAUACCUUACAUUCUAUACGACAACAGAUACUUUCAAAGAUUAAAGUAAACAACGCUAACAUGAAAGUAGACCUCUAUAUGAACGGCGAUCUUUUAGACCCAAUCGAUAAAAAACUUGUCUCACAGUUGCCUUUCAAAGACAAAAUGUCUCUAACGGGCAAACUAUUUCAAGUGAACUCGAAUAUGGCCUGUUCUCCAGACUCAUCGUCCGACAGUUCCACGGGUUCGCCACACAAUCCAUACAUUGGAUCUAAUCCAGAAGCUGAGGCCUGUCUGCCAGGAGUGAUAAUGUCAAAUCAGCCACAAUUCGCUCAAUUUCUGUUCCAAUUGGCAGACAUCGGAAUGUCGCUAAACAACCCGUCAUUACGUGAAAGUGCAUUAUCUCUGCUCAAAAUAAUGCCGGCCGACACUCAGACCAUACAACACAUCAAAGAGUUGUGUUUGUGUUCGGGCGGCGUUUCAUAUGAAGAACAGGGACCCAAAUUUGAUUCUGAAUUUUUCAACACCUCUCCCACGCGUAUCAUCUAUAAUAUGGGAAUUAUUUAUUCACUAUUAAUACCCGCCUCUAAUCCACUGUCAGAGGAGGCGCGAGACUUUCAGUUAGAUUUCAUGAAAAGUGGUUGUGGUCUCAAAAUUCUCGAAUUACUCAAUAAAAACAAUUUCCUCGCAAAUGCCGACGAUUUCAGCAAAAUGUGCGCGUAUUUGAUUGUACUCAAGAUCAGUAAACUAACUCUCACUACAAUAGCCAACUGUGUGUUGACACCAAUAUCUGCCAACUCCCCGAACCUGAUCACUACAUUACAAGACGCCAUUCAAAGUAUUCCAAACGUUUCCUCUGAGUGUAUGACACGAAGUGUUGCGCAAAGAAUCGCUCAAAUUCUCCGCAUUUUUGAUAAUAAUAUCUAUAAUAAUAUCGUAAACUACAGACCAGAUAAGGCCACUAUAUCUUCAGUGAUGCUCUUGUCGUGGUCCGCAGCCACUGGUCGGGAGUCCGCACUUCACUCCUCCACAGAGCAGUUGCACGAAAUGAUUGCUGAACCGGUCGUCGAUAGUCCCGCCGAAGUGUAUCAAGUGUGCAAAGAAGCCAUAGAAGUGUUGACUGUGAUGUUCAUGUUAUCGCCUGAAGUAUUAGUAGUACUCAUGAAGGAGCAGAUGUGGCAGACGUUUGUCAUUGAUUUGCUGCUUAUCUGUCCCGAAAAAUCUAUUCGCUCGACUUCUAUGGAACAGUUGGCACUAAUCGCCACGAAGUGUGCGAUAGAACAGGACUUUUUAGUUAGGUUUAUACAACUAUUGCACAAUCAUUUGGCCUCAACUGUUCCAAAGGAGACACACUAUCAGUCAUCGCAAGAGUUUUUCCAAUUAUUUUGUCGACUUCUUAACUAUGCGUCACAAACCAAGUGUUUGCUGCCCAACGCCUCAGAUCUUCUAAAUUACGAGAUGCAACAGUUGAGGAAUGUUAGGAAGAGUUUGGUCGUCGAUGGACUCAUUGAAGAGAUCCAAUUGGAGGGACAUUUGGGUAUAACUAAAGAAAUAGUCUCUCUCUUGGAUUGCGAACAAAAAUAUGAUGUCGGCUGUGAUAAGAAUGGCAUUUGGGGGCCGGAAGGGCACGGAUUGAUCACUAUAUUGAUCGAUGAAUAUAUAUUCCCCUCUUCGCGAGCUAUUUAUCAAACAAACCAACAGAAGAACGCCAACCGAACGCAUGUGGAGGAAGUGAACCCUAUCUGCACCUCUCCGUCGACACUGACGGCUGCCUACGAAGUGUUGGUCGCUCUCUGCACGGGCUGUGCAUUCAAUCUGAGACUGACUGCCAAUACUAUCGUCGAGAUGUUCUAUUCAAAUAACGACCCGUUAGUCGAUUGGGAAUAUUUGCCACCAAUUGGUCCGCGGCCUCCGCGAGGUUUUGUGGGCCUAAAGAAUGCCGGCGCCACGUGUUAUAUGAAUUCCGUUCUCCAACAGUUAUUUAUGAUUCAAGAAAUCCGAGACGGAAUCCUCGCAAUAGAAGGCGCGGCCACUGAUCCCAACGAAGACUUUUCUGGCGAAGAGAGGAAUGAAUCGAUUCACUCGAGUCUUACGAAUUUGGAACAAAAUAGAGCCGAAGAAAGCGUGAAGAAUGACUCGCGAAAAGACUAUAACCUCGGAGUUCUCAAACAAAUUCAGGCCAUUUUUGGACAUUUAGUUCUCAGUAAAUGUCAAUAUUAUGUCCCAAAAGGCUUUUGGAGACAUUUUAAAUUAUGGGGCGAACCGGUGAACCUCCGGGAACAACACGACGCCCUCGAGUUCUUCAACAGUUUGGUCGACAGCUUAGACGAGGCUCUCAAAAGUUUAGGUCAUUCGCCAAUAAUGUCGAGUGUAUUGGGCGGCACUUUCGCUGAUCAAAAAAUAUGUAGGGAUUGUCCGCACAGAUAUUCGAGAGAAGAGUCGUUUACAACAUUAAACAUAGACAUCAGAAAUCACUGCAAUUUGUUGGACUCGUUGGAGCAGUACGUGAAGGGAGACCUACUGGAGGGCGCAAACGCCUAUCACUGCGAGAAAUGCAACCGAAAAGUGGAUACAAUGAAGCGCUUGUGUAUCAAGAAAUUGCCGUCAGUUCUGGCCAUUCAGUUGAAGAGGUUUGACUACGACUGGGAGAGGGAGUGUGCGAUCAAAUUCAACGACUACUUUGAGUUCCCGCGUCUGCUUGAUAUGGAACCUUAUACGGUGAGAGGACUGGCCAAAGUGGACGGGCAGGUAAUAGACGAGGAUCUCAGUGCCUAUGAGGACGAGGAGGCGUUUACUGAAAAGGAGAAGCAGUGCACGAAAUACGACUUAUGCGGGAUUGUCGUGCACUCGGGUCAGGCCAGUGGUGGCCACUACUACUCGUAUAUCCUCUAUAAGGGUAAUAACGGCACCAAAAAGUGGUUUAAGUUCGACGACGGAGACGUCUCUGAGUGUAAGCUCGACGAAGACGAGGAGAUGAGAGUCCAGUGCUUUGGCGGCGAUUAUAUGGGAGAAGUGUUCGACCAUAUGUUGAAACGGAUGUCGUGUCGGCGCCAGAAGAGGUGGUGGAACGCAUACAUCCUUAUCUAUAGGAGACUCGACACCGAAGAGACAACACUUGCCAAACGACUCAAUGAAUUAGUUCUAAUGGAGUCCAAGACUAACGACAAGAAGUUAUUCAAAAUGCCGGUCGCUAUCGAACACAGCGUUCAGCGACAGAACAUCCGAUUCAUGCACACGAAGAAUCAGUUCAGUUACGAGUACUACCAGUUCAUGAAGAAGUUGAUCAGCGCUAACGGACAGCCGACUCACACGCCUCACACCCUUGCACUCAAAGACAACAACAAAUUGGUUGAAGACUUGGCCACAAUCAGUACACAAUUGGCCGCAAAGUUCUUGUUCUCCACAUGUCUUCGCACUAAAAAGACUCUUCGAGGGCCAGCUAUGGAGUGGUACGACGUCUUGAGCUUACAUUUAAGAGUUAGUGAAUCGAUAAGGCAUUGGUUCACAACUAAAGUCCUAUUAGCACAUCCCCACCGAUUCAGUGAAUAUCUGCUGGAAUGCCCGUCCGCUGACGUGAGGGCGGCCUUCAGUAAAAUAAUUAUCUUUUUAGCUCAUUAUGCCCUUCAAGAAGGAUCUCAAUUAGAAGUGCAACAGUCCUACAAUUUGUUGCCUUUCCUUACAGCACACGGUAGCGAACCGUCGGUUCCGAACCUUUCGUUUUAUUUAAUUCAUUUACUUCGAAAAGAAGUGUCAGAUUAUAGUCGAAAUUUAGGCCAAUAUUUCAGUUUGUUUUCAAUGUAUGCGUCGUUAGGAAAGGCAGAGAAGUUACAGCUGUUGAAGCAGAACGUACCGGAGCUCUUCAUAUUAGUGGCACUGGACGAGGGGCCCGGCCCUCCCAUCAAAUACCAAUACGCAGACUUAGGCAAACUGUAUCACGUGGUGAGUCUUCUGGUCAGGUGUUGUGAUGUCUCUUCCAAAACCAUGUCUUCAAUGCCCGGAAAUCCACGAGUUUUGACGAAUCCGUUCGUUGCCGAAGACAUCGGCGAAUAUCUGAUACCUAUUCAGCCAAAUGUUGCGGAAUUGGUGUUCAAUAAAACGAAUUAUAUUAAGAAAAUAAUAGAAGAGGCGAACAGUGCGGACGACACCAUCAAACUGUUGAAGUUCUGCUGCUGGGAAAACCCCCACUUCUCGUCCACCGUCUUGAAUGAGCUCUUGUGGCAAAUCGCCUACUCUUACGCCUAUGAACUCAGACCUCAUUUGGAUUUAUUGUUACAAAUGCUUCUGUUGGAGGACUCGUGGCAAACACAUCGCAUCCACAACGCUCUCAAAGGAGGUAAUCCCGAUGAUAGAGAAGCGCUUUUUGAUACAAUACAUCGAAACAAAACCCAUUACCAGAAGCGCGCGUAUCAGUGCAUCAAAUGUUUGGUCACUUUGUUUACGUCGUGUCCAUUAGCGCACCAAAUACUACACGAAACGGUCGAUCUUAAGAGGAAGUGGUCGAGUGCUGUCACGUGGCUUAACGACGAGCUCGAGAGGAGGCCCUACGCGGCCAACACUCAGUACGGUUACAACAACUGGUCGCCUCCCGCACAGUCAAACGAGACCAGUAAUGGCUAUUACCUCGAGAGGUCUCACAGCGCGAGAAUCACUCUAUCGAGAGCUCACGAGUUGUGUCCGCCUGAAGACAAUCCCGAAGAUCUCGAUGAGCCAGAGAUGCCCGAAGACCCCGACAGUCCUCCCGAAGCCCUCAAUGAUGUCAUAAAUGAAGGGAAUCGCCGCCAACGACACCGAAUCAGACUCGGGGACAGUGCUAAUGAGGACUCUGCGAACAAGUGGUUUCAAGGGGUGAGCGUUGAGUAUAAGUCCAAUGAGACGAUGCCUCGCAAUACAAUGCCGAUGGGCGGUAACCCCCAGACCCAUCCACAGGCCUGUCCCUCGAGUCCUACUCAGGGCGACAAUGAGGGCUCGAAUCGCAACUUCGCGUGGAUUAACAGCAACUCUUCGCAUAACAGCUCCCCCACCAAAAUCAAGCCGUUGUGCACUUCCCCUAAGAUCAAGCCUAUGAUUGUGAGCCCCCUCUCUGGCGCUCCGGUAUCUCAACAGCAAUCGACAAGUUUUGAUAGUGAGACUCAACACGAAUCCGAUAAAAGUCAACAAAAAAACAUAUUUAAUGAAAAUGAAGAAAAUUGAAGGACAUGUGAGUAGUCGUUGGAAAAGCAAACAUUUUAUUACAUUAUUAUGUUUUUGACAAAUGAUUAUUUCAUUAAUAUUUGAAUAAAUGAUUAUUUAAAUAACAAAAUUUAUAUAUUUAUAACAAAAUCUCUCCACUAAGCAAAUGAUUUUGAUAUUCAUUUGUCAAACAAAAAGUCUAUUAAAUUAUAUAAGAAUUCAAAACACACACCGAUUUGAUUUAUAUGAGAGUAUUAAACAAAAACGUUUAUAGAAUGACAUUAAAUGCAGUCAUUUUAAUAUUGAAUUGAUUAAAAAUUAUAUUAAAUAUGAUUUAUCGACAAGACGUUGUGUACAGAAAGAUAUAAAAUAUGCAAAUAUUUAUGUUAAAGCGGU